Molecule: messenger RNA, 2996 nt
Organism: Anolis sagrei ordinatus
Lineage: Eukaryota; Metazoa; Chordata; Lepidosauria; Squamata; Anolidae
Source: RefSeq, a predicted model, not a curated record
AUGGCGGACGAGGCGGGCGAAGGGCUGCCGCGCUCCGUGUUGCCGGGCCCUCUGAGGGGAGGGAGCGGAGGAGGAGGAGGAGGAGGAGGAGGGGGAAGCUCGGUCUCGUCGGCUCCUUCCUCCUCGGCUGCUCCUCCUGCCUCUGCUCCUCCCGUGGGCCUGCCUGGGCCUCCUCCUCCUGCUCCUCCUGCGGGGCCUCGCGUGGUGCGGAUCGUGAAGUCGGAGUCUGGCUACGGGUUCAACGUGCGCGGGCAGGUCAGCGAGGGCGGGCAGCUGCGCAGCAUCCACGGAGAGCUCUACGCGCCCCUCCAGCACGUCAGCGCCGUCCUGGGAGGAGGCGCCGCAGAGAGGGCCGGAGUCCGCAAGGGGGACCGCAUCCUCGAGGUGAACGGGGUGAACGUCGAGGGGGCCACGCACAAACAGGUGGUGGACCUGAUCCGGGCGGGAGAGAAGGAACUGGUCCUGACGGUGUUGUCGGUGCCGCCGCACGAGGCCGACAACCUCGACCCCAGCGACGACUCUCUGGGCCAGUCCUUCUACGACUACACCGAGAAGCAGGCGGUGCCCAUCUCCAUCCCCACCUACAAGCAUGUGGAACAGAAUGGUGAGAAGUUUGUGGUCUAUAACGUUUAUAUGGCGGGGAGGCAGCUUUGCUCCAAGCGGUACCGGGAAUUUGCCAUCUUGCACCAGAACCUGAAGCGGGAGUUUGCCAACUUCACCUUUCCCCGCUUGCCGGGCAAGUGGCCCUUCUCCCUCUCCGAACAGCAGCUGGAUGCCCGGCGGAGGGGCCUGGAGGAAUACCUCGAGAAAGUGUGCUCCAUCCGGGUCAUUGGGGAGAGCGACAUCAUGCAGGAGUUCUUGUCAGAGUCGGAUGAGAACUACAACGGGGUGUCGGACGUGGAGCUCCGAGUGGCCCUCCCAGACAUCACGACGGUCACUGUCCGGGUCAAGAAGAACAGCACCACCGACCAGGUGUAUCAGGCUGUCGCCGCCAAAGUGGGGAUGGACAGCACGACUGCCAACUACUUUGCCUUGUUCGAAGUGAUAAAUCACUCUUUUGUGCGGAAGCUGGCUCCCAACGAGUUCCCCCACAAGCUCUAUGUGCAGAACUACACCUCGGCCGUCCCCGGGACCUGCCUGACCAUCCGGAAAUGGCUCUUCACCACGGAAGAGGAAAUCCUCCUGAACGACAAUGACCUAGCAGUCACCUAUUUCUUCCACCAGGCUGUCGAUGACGUGAAGAAGGGCUACAUCAAGGCUGAGGAGAAGUCCUACCAGUUGCAGAAACUCUGCGAGCAACGGAAGAUGGUCAUGUACCUGAACAUGUUGCGGACCUGCGAGGGCUACAACGAGAUCAUCUUCCCGCACUGCUCCUGCGACUCCCGCCGCAAGGGCCACGUGAUCACAGCCAUCAGUAUCAAGCACUUUAAGCUCCACGCCUGCACCGAGGAGGGCCAGCUGGAGAACCAGGUCAUAGCCUUUGAAUGGGACGAGAUGCAGCGGUGGGACACAGACGAGGAGGGCAUGGCCUUCUGCUUCGAGUACGCCCGAGGGGAGAAGAAGCCGCGAUGGGUGAAGAUCUUCACUCCUUACUUUAACUACAUGCACGAGUGUUUCGAGCGGGUUUUCUGCGAGCUUAAGUGGCGGAAAGAGGUGGAAGAAGAAGCGACAGACAAAGACAACAAGAAUUGCAGUAAAGACAAUAUGUGCAGCAAGGUAACAAACAGCGGGUGGGACGAUAAUGCUUUUCUUCGAUUGCAGAACAUCUUUCAGGUGAUGCGGACACAGCACAGAGACAUUACGACUUAGCCUUGAGCCGCCUUGGACAAAACCGUAUUAUCCCCCCCCCCCCCCCCCCCCCCCCCCCCCCCCCCCCGCGGUCCUUCCUCUUAAAAAAUUUAACACUUUUAAAAAACGCAAGAAAAAAAAUGAGAGGGAAACAUGAUUUAUUGUACUCAUGCCCUUAAAACUAAAUAUUAAUACCAUUUGUGAAUUUCAUGUUUAAGCAACUUUGGGGAACCCACGAAGCCGCUGGAAAUAUGGGAGCGGGGAGUUCAGAGAAAAACUAAAAAAACAUGGCUUCUUAUCGUUUUUUCCCCCUCUUCCCCUUCCUGGAGUCGUGUUGUGAAAAGAUGGACGAUGCCGAGGGAUUGUUCUUUCCUUUCUCUUAAUUUGGAUUGUUUUUGUUUUGUUUUUUUUCUACAACUGGAUAUAGAUAUGUACAUCCAUUUGCACUGUUUGGACAUAUAUAUGUAUGUAUGUAAAGAAAAUUAUAUAUACAAACUAUCACGCACGUAUAUACAUAUAUAUAAUUUUCAUAUCGGCGGGCGUUACCCUUGGAGCGCACAGAAGGGGGUCUCCUUCCGCCUGGGUUUGUUGUGCUGUUGUUGUUGUUGUAUUAUUAAUUUUUUUUUGUAGAAAAAUCUAGAAGAAGGAAGCAAAGAAAAAGAGAGAGAAAAGGAAACGCCUCUCCUAGUCUAUAGGGAUUUGAACCGAAACACACAUGUUGGUCGCCAUCGGUUUUGGACACUUGAAACGAAGUUUUGUUUUGACGAGAGUCUUUCGGAAGUUGGGGAAAAGUCUUGGAAUAUCGGCACUUUCGGGGUUUCAUCUCAGUGGAAAUGCCCAUGUUUGAAUGUAUACAGUCGCGGGAACUUAAAUCGAUGUUUUCUUAUUUUUUUUUUCAAAGUGCAAAAUUUAAUUUCAGCUCUGGCCAUUUCCUACCUUCACCGUCGAGAUAUCAUUAAGAGUUUUUUGGUCUUACAUUUAUACCUUUCAGGUUCGGCGUUUGGUUUGUUUGGGCGGGAGGGAGGGGUGGGAUUACGAUUGGAAAACCUGUGGACACCCGGGACAAAAUUGUCACCAAACAUAGCCGUGGUCAGCAAAUCAAGGUGGAAAAUGAGACCUCGGAGGGGACGUCGUUCUCCACCAUUUAUUGCCACGACAUCCUCUGGUUUCUUUUGGUGGACUAAUAAAUGCAACCUUCUCAGUGUUGA